AGAAGACAUGUGUUUGGCGACCUCAAGCCUUAUGUAUGCAUAGAGCCGGAUUGCAAAACUGCAAAAACACACUAUACCACACGUCAAGAAUGGGUAAAUCAUGUCGAAAGUCAGCACUGGCGCUCCUGGUUCUGCCCAUUCGAAUGCAACGAGACGCUUUUAUCAGUGAGGAUGCUCAAGGAACAUAUAGACAAUGCCCAUGACACCUUGCGCUCAGAAAGUUAUGAGGUCGAGAAAGCUCUGAGAGGAAUCCCGCAUGCUUCUGAGACAGUUUCCAUUUGCCUCCUGUGUCAAGAACAACUAUCUGGCCUGAGGGACUAUACACGACAUAUCGGACGCCAUCAUGAAGAAGUUGCCUUGCUUGCACUUCGCCACCAUAAAGACAACUACGGAGUGGAGAAUUCUGAUAAGGAAGUCUCAUCAUCAUCAAAGAGAUCCCAACAGGACGAGUAUUCGGGUUGGGAUCAGAAUGUAUCUAUGCAUAUCGAAUGGUGCUUAUGA
This is a messenger RNA of Podospora anserina S mat+, 501 nucleotides long. RefSeq lists its product as uncharacterized. The record is from RefSeq and is a predicted model, not a curated record. NCBI's taxonomy places the organism in Eukaryota, Fungi, Ascomycota, Sordariomycetes, Sordariales, Podosporaceae. The annotation marks the transcript as partial. The transcript has a single exon.